Messenger RNA from Pundamilia nyererei, 5294 nucleotides. RefSeq names its product large tumor suppressor kinase 1 (gene lats1). The record is from RefSeq and is a predicted model, not a curated record. Gene Ontology annotation, biological process: regulation of organ growth; G1/S transition of mitotic cell cycle; positive regulation of apoptotic process. Gene Ontology annotation, molecular function: ATP binding; protein serine/threonine kinase activity. Bases 308 to 3460 code for a protein of 1050 amino acids. The transcript has 8 exons. NCBI's taxonomy places the organism in Eukaryota, Metazoa, Chordata, Actinopteri, Cichliformes, Cichlidae.
CGUUAGCUUUAUUUAUAGCUUGGAGCUGUUGUACUUGUCAUUCAGACAUCCCAGGAAUCCUACACGACUAGACAGCACGACACAACAAAGACGUUUUGAGUAAAACUGCGUCCUUGUCACCGAGGAACGUCAAGCAAUAGUCUUUACCCAUUUAAAGAAGGAAAUUGUGGCGGAAAAACGGCAGCUGAGGGUUCUGCUGCAGCAUGCAGAUGUGAGCUCAGACAUCCAAGAUCCUGUACUAUCACUUCAACUCUGGACUGGUGAAAUCCUCUUCAUCCCUCUUCAUCGUCAUCCUACAUGCUCGUACAUGAAAAGAGGGGAGAAACCCGAAGGAUACCGGCAGAGGAGACCUAAAACGUUUCCCGUCACGAACUACAGUGGCAACAGCCAACAGAUGCUGCAGGAAAUACGGAACAGCCUGCGCAACCUGUCGAAACCGUCAGACCCACCUAAAGUGGACACUGGUGCACAAGGGAAGAUGCUCCAAGAGGAUUCAAGGCAACUGGGGCGCAGCAACAAUCCCAAAAACCCUCACCACAAAACCUUACAGGAGAUCCGCGAGGCCCUCAUGCCUUUUAAAAAUGAGCCCAACACUUCAGGCUUGCAGCGAGAACCCCGUUUUGCAGGGCUCGAGGAGCCAAGCAUCAGUCACGGUGUAGGGCCGGCUACAGACUACAUGGGUAAGGUUGUUUCCAACCCCAGCUCUGCAGGCCUCAAACCCCCAGAGUCUUCUCACAUCCAGCCGGCUGUCCUGAGGAGGUCGAGCUGGAAGGGCUCUAAGGAAGGAAUGAUGUACCGAUCCGACAGCCCUGGACCGCCUCCUGCCUUCCCACAGGGCCACCCUACAAACAACCAGAGGGUCACACCUCCACCAAACCGCGGUGGCAUUCCUUGUGCGUCAUCCUGGGACAGCAACCCAUCAACAAAGCGGUACUCUGGAAACAUGGAUUACCUUGUGCCACGCAUUUCUCCAGUACCCCAGGGGCCGUGGCCUGAUGGGUACAGCGCAGCACCUCAGAAUCAACGUGGGAUCAGCCCAGUGCCCAUGGGCCACCAGCCCAUCAUAAUGCCAAGCUCUGGGGGUAAUAAGUUCACCUUUCCCCCUAGCUGGACUCAGAGUGGCUCCUCUCAGCCAGACUACGUGACAGGGGGCAGCAGACAUCCCCCUCCUCCGUACCCGGUCAACCAGAGUAGCCGGCACAGUCCCACCGACCCGCAGACAGGAGGACCUGCAUCCUCGCCUUCUUACCACAAUGGAGGGAAUAUCCCUCAGUCCAUGAUGGUUCCCAGCCGGAAAAGCCACAACCUUGAGUUGUGCUUUUCUGGUCUUCCUCAGUCCAGGUCCAGCCAGCCCCAACCUUCCUCCGGCAACGGCAGCAACCAGGACCGCUCUCCAUCAUGGCAACAUAACAUGCCAGUCCGCUCCAAUUCUUUAAAGCUGAACAGCCGAUCUACUCACCCGACCAGCUCACAGCCCUCUGCCACCACAGUCACUGCCAUCAUACCGACUCCCAUUCUUCAGCCGGUGAAAAGCACCCAUGUUCAGAAAGCCAAACUGCACACUGCUGUCGCUCCAACACAUCCUCCAUGGAAACCGCACGUUGCACCACCUCCUGCUGCGCCUGCCUACCUAGAGCCCGCAGGUACAGUCCCGCAGGUCGUAUCUGAAGCACCUGACUAUCACGGACCUCCUCCCCCUUACCCUAAGCACCUCCUCCAACAGCAGGCUGCACCCAGCCCACCAGGGUAUGACACAGGGGCCAACAGGCUCAGUGCAGGCAGAGAGGAUCCUGCUGAUGAGGAGAGCAGCGGCCGGGGGGACGGCUCGAGGGAAAAACCAUCAGAAAGCCCAGAGGGUGGAGCAGCAAGAGAGGAGGACAGGAAGCAAAUCACUACAUCGCCUGUUCCGGUCCGACGCAACAAGAAAGACGAAGAGCGGAGAGGGGAGUCGGGAAGAGUCAAUUUGUAUUCCCCACAGGCCUUCAAGUUCUUCAUGGAGCAACACAUAGAGAACAUCCUGAAGAACCACCAGCAGCGGAUUCACAGAAGGAAGCAACUGGAAAAUGAGAUGCAAAGGGUGGGUUUGUCUUCAGAAGCCCAGGAGCAGAUGCGUAUGAUGCUCUGUCAAAAGGAAUCUAACUACAUUCGGUUAAAACGAGCUAAGAUGGACAAGUGCAUGUUCAAACGGAUCAAGACCCUCGGCAUCGGCGCCUUCGGCGAGGUCUGCUUGGCCAGAAAAGAGGACACAGGAGCGCUGUACGCCAUGAAGACUCUCCGCAAGAAGGACGUGCUCCUGAGAAACCAGGUGGCUCACGUCAAGGCUGAGAGGGACAUUCUGGCAGAGGCCGACAAUGAGUGGGUAGUGCGUCUCUACUACUCUUUCCAAGAUAAGGACAACCUGUACUUCGUUAUGGAGUACAUCCCCGGAGGGGACAUGAUGAGCCUUCUCAUCAGACUCGGCAUCUUUAAAGAAGAGCUGGCUCAGUUUUACAUCGCAGAGCUCACCUGCGCUGUGGAGAGCGUCCACAAGAUGGGCUUCAUCCACCGAGACAUCAAGCCUGACAACAUCCUCAUAGACAGAGACGGUCACAUAAAGCUGACAGACUUCGGUCUUUGCACUGGUUUCCGCUGGACCCACGACUCGAAGUAUUACCAGAGCGGGGACCACGUGAGGCAGGACAGCAUGGACUUCAGUAAGGAAUGGGAGGAUCCAGCCAACUGCCGCUGUACAGACCGCCUGAAGCCUCUGGAAAGGAGAAAGGCCCGGCAGCACCAGCGUUGUCUGGCCCAUUCACUCGUGGGGACACCCAACUAUAUCGCACCAGAAGUGCUGCUUCGAACAGGAUACACCCAGCUCUGUGAUUGGUGGAGUGUAGGAGUGAUCUUGUAUGAAAUGGUUGUUGGACAGCCUCCUUUCUUAGCAACCACACCCCUGGAGACACAGCUAAAGGUGAUAAACUGGAAGAGCACGCUGCACAUUCCCCCGCAGGCCAAGCUCAGCGCAGAGGCAUCGGAUCUCAUCGUUAAACUGUGCCGCGGCCCUGAGGACCGCCUCGGUAAGAACGGCGCGGAUGAAAUCAAAGCCCAUCCUUUCUUCAAAAGCAUCGAUUUCUCCAGCGACCUCAGACAGCAGGUGGCACCAUACAUCCCCACCAUCGCCCACUCCACGGACACCUCCAACUUCGAUCCAGUGGACCCGGAUAAAAUGUGGAGCAGCGACGGCGACGACGAGGACAGCCAUAACGACACGCUAAACUGUUGGUUCCGCAACGGAAAGCACCCCGAGCACGCCUUCUACGAGUUUACCUUCCGGCGCUUCUUUGACGACAACGGCCAUCCGUACAGCUGCCCCAAGCCCAUCGAGUACGAGGGCUACGAGGACGAGGCCGACUCGGAGGGCGCCGCACAGGAGGCCGCCAGCUCCUCGGCGUUACAGGGACGAGACCUGGUCUAUGUAUAGCACUCGAGGCCCGAUGACACGCUUGUACAUAAUGAGUAGACGCAGGGGGUUUUCAGUGGCAUCACAUUUGAAACAUAGGAAGUAUGUUUGUUUGGUCACAUUUAACAGACUGUUUAUUUUAAAAGCGAACAACAAAACCACAGUCGCAACCUAAAGGAACAAUUCAACACUUUAAGAAAUGUCAUUCUUUGAUUUCUUACCACGAGUCGGAGGAUGACAAACAGAGCUACAUAGGAAGCUGGCCAUCAUUCGGUUAGCUGAGCUUAAACUCUAAAAACAGCUCUGUCCAAACUUAAAACCUGCCUGUCAGCACCACUGAGGCUCAGGAUUAACAACUUUAUUUAUAAAGCACUGUUACACUACAACCUACAUUCACACAGUGCGCUCUCUCGAUCUCUCUCUCUAGACACACACACACUUUAAGAUGCACGCAGUAAACGGUCUGUGUCAUGUCCUGUUGUGUUCAUGUACAGCACAGGCUACUUCGGUGUAUUUGCACCGGUUAUGGCCGCAAGCAGGAAUGCACCUCAGAGUACUGAUAGGCAUCCACACACAAAGAGAAUAGCUGCGAGGUAUCUGUCAAUAGAGCUUACAUGGUGGGAUACCGUUUAUUGAAUUGAGGGAGGUGGUAAAUGCACUAACCAGGUACAAAACCAGGGACAAAAAAUUAAAACCAGUCAGGUGUUGAUACUAUGCUUUUCUGUUUGGACGUUACUUUGACACAUCUUCACCAGAUGGUGUUAAUGUUGUGGCUGAUUGAUGUAGGUUCUUGUCAUAUUUGGGAUGCCACUCAGUUGGAUAAAAGAAGAGUGACUUGAGUCUAAGGCUUUGUUAGAUCCUAACCUAGCAACAGCUGCUUGUUUUGUAACUGGUGAAAAGAAAAUUCAAUAAAAUGAAAAGUUAGAAAACUUUUUUAAGUUUAAAGUGCCCCAUUUUAGCUUUAGUUAACAUUAGCCAGACUUUUUUUUUCUCUUUUCUCACUGCAGCCCUAUUUUCAGGUGCACAAAUGUGACUAACGCCAUCAUUAAACACCCACACCCGACGUCAUCGAUGUUACAGAGUAAAGAUCUGUAAUUCCUGAACACCACCUCCAAUACUAUUUUAAAUACUCUCAAAUUAAGGCUGAGAAUCUGCACUUUGAAUGUUUUUCUAACCCGUUAAAGUAAUAACUACAUAUCUGGACCUGAACUGUAACCCAGUGGGUUUCAGAGGUGCUGGUAGGUGGAUUUUUGUCAGAGCUGGGCCAGCUACUCCAGUGUCAUUCUCCUUCUCCUGGCAUGUUUUCCAGAAAUGCAUCCAUUUUUAAAGUGUGACAUAUGCUGCAUAAAUCUCAUAAGAGGAAAGGAAAGCAGGAAGAAGAGGAAAAUAAAACAAAAUCGGGGCGCUCUCUCCCUUUUUAAAGCCUUAAUUUAUUUAAUAAGUUGUAACAUGUGAUGCUAGUGUAGAUGCUGUUUGUGCAGGAGUUUUAUUCAGUGGUUAAAAAAAAAAAACAUUUUAAUUUAUAUUUUAAUGUUUGCAGUGGGGAAAUUAGUGUUAUGACUCUUAGAAAUGUUGCAGGGGGAAAUAUUGCUCUAAUUAUUGCUGUGCCUUUAUUUUUGGUUAAAUAUAAAGGGGGUUAAUAAUCAAACAGGCAUUUAAUAAGUAGCAGUUGAUGAUUGAACUACAGUAGAUUUUUGUUUUUAUUUUUCUAAUUUAUAUCUAAAAUGUAUUUAUAAAUUAUGUUGUAUACAGUUGAUGUAAAUAUCUUUUUCCCUCUCCCUCCCACCCCCGCCCUCUGGGCAGGUCCUCGUUGGGGUCCACUGCUGCUUUUUUUUUUUUUUUUUUUUUUUUUUUU